Molecule: messenger RNA, 1849 nt
Organism: Harpegnathos saltator (Jerdon's jumping ant)
Lineage: Eukaryota; Metazoa; Arthropoda; Insecta; Hymenoptera; Formicidae
Gene: Dd
Product: CTD nuclear envelope phosphatase 1-like protein dullard
Exons: 5
Coding region: 417-1148 (243 amino acids)
Molecular function (GO): phosphatase activity
Source: RefSeq, a predicted model, not a curated record
GGAAGAUGGCGGCCGCUGCGUGCUGUGCGUAAAGGGGGAUCACGGUCGGAUUUUGCGGAAAAAACAUGAGCGAACACGAUAAGGUGCAUUGACACGCGCGAAACGUGACUACUCGUGUGAGUGGCAUGGCACGCGCGUAAAACGCCGCUCACGCGGACUCACGUCGGCUUUUCUCCCGAUCGCGGGGGUGUUAUCGUUUGUUUACGAUAAGCGGCAGUAAAAAGUCCACUCUUUCGGUUUUCGGUUGCCCGCGCGCGGGGCUCGCGCGAUUCGCAAUUUGCGACGCGAAGCGGAGUGCAAAACGGGGAAAGGGACACACACGCAGAGGGAAAGACUGAGAACGGUAAUACGAGAGGAAUUCGACACUGGAGAUUAAGUGUUGCCGGACUUCGGCCCGGUGAAGAAGACCCGUAGAGAUGCUGAAGCAAUUGCAGAUGGGGAUGAGAGCUUUCCUCUUAAUGGCCUCCCGUGUGUGGACCUGCAUUUGCUUUCUACUCAAGAAGCAGGUUAGAACCGUAUCACAAAUGCAGCCAGUCAAAUAUGAGAUCUUCCCACUUUCACCUUUAUCUAGGCACAGACUUAGUAUAGUUAAGAGGAAGGUAUUAGUACUGGAUUUAGAUGAAACAUUAAUUCAUUCUCAUCACGAUGGAGUAGCGAGGCCAACCGUCAGGCCUGGUACACCUCCAGAUUUUGUUCUUAAAGUAACGAUAGACAGACAUCCUGUUAGGUUUUUUGUUCAUAAAAGACCACAUGUAGAUUUCUUCUUGGACAUUGUUAGUCAAUGGUACGAACUCGUAGUCUUCACUGCAUCCAUGGAAAUAUAUGGGGCAGCAGUCGCGGAUAAACUAGACAACAACAGAGGUAUAUUAAGGCGCAGAUAUUAUAGGCAACAUUGUACACCAGAAAUGGGUUCCUAUACCAAGGAUCUGUCUGCAAUUUGUUCAGAUCUCUCCUCAGUCUUUAUUCUUGAUAACAGUCCAGGAGCCUAUAGAGCUUACCCGGAUAACGCGAUACCCAUAAAGUCAUGGUUCAGCGAUGCAGGAGAUACUGCUUUAUUAAGCUUACUUCCAGUACUGGAUGCUCUUCGCUUCACGCAAGACGUGCGUUCUGUUCUUUCAAGGAAUUUACACUUACAUCAUACUUGGUAGCAUAGUUGGGAUUGAGCGGUACGCUAGAUAUUCUCUAGAGAUGAAGCUGCUAACAAUUUAGUGUGUCUAGCCUAGAAUUAUUAUUGUUAUUGAUAAUAGGACAACAUUAGAAAUCGCUGCUCAUAUAAUGAAACAAUGAGGCUCCUCAAGUCCUCAUUUUUUUUCUUUUUUUUUCCUUUUUUUCUGUCAAAUAACGAGUAAAUAUUGAAAGGAAUGGUAUUCAGCCAAUAAUUACAUCAAGCACAAAGUAUCCUAGUAUAAUUCUUUAUAUUAUACAGUCCAUAUGUGUGCAAAAUUGUUCGAAUUUCUUUACCACUUCUGUUACAUAAGCAUUUGCCAAAGACCAAGGUACGAAAAUAAUAUAGAAUCGCGCUAUGUAUCAGCAGGAUCUUUUCGUUUUAGGUAAGGAUUACUUAAAGUUUUUAUUUAUGUAUUUUUUGCGGCACAUCAUGGUAAGAGAGAACGAACGUAUGAAUGAGAAUGGGAAAGAGAGAGUGAGAGAAAGGCAGAAAGUGUGUGUGUAUGUGUGCGCGUGUGUAUUUGAACGAGAAGGAAGAUAAUCGAAAUGAGAUACUUUUGUUACUGUAUAUUAUUAAACUAGGAUAUAGAGAAAUAUACUAAGUCAAAAGGACUUUGCUGCAACUCACUGUAUCAGUGAGGCAGCUAUAUCCUGGUAUAUCUGGUACAUAUAUAUAUAUAUA